AUGGGCCCCCAACUUGGAUUUGGCGCAACUUUCGUUCCGGGAAGCGAUGAUGAUUACUUUAUGCCAGAGGUCGUGGCUCCGUCCCCUCAGCGGGUGACCCCUCAGGUGCCGCAGAACAUGCAGGAGGACCUGCAGCGCAUGGAGCUCGAAGCCAGUGAAAUUGAGCCGAGAAGCCACGACGCAGCAUCCUACAACAGUAGCAGAGCCCGCGAGCCCUCUCUGUCGACCUACGCCGCCCAGAACCAGCCCGGCAAGCCCCUCACCAGCAACGACAGCAGAGCCUACGGCCAGAACAGCGGCGGUCGGUCACGGCAGCCCGACACCAUGGACGACGACGCCCCGUCGUUCUCGCCCUUCCCCAAGGUGGUUGGCGACAACGUGCCGCCGGCGGACGAGGAGAAGGAGAAGAUCCUGUGGAAGGCCCGAAACCAUGUCUUGCACUCGCAGAACGUCAACAUGCAAAUCACCUGGGCCCGCGAUGUGCUCAACUGGGCCGAGAUUUCCAUGGACGCCGCCGCCAGGGAGGCAGCUGAGACCGGCAAUCGCCCCCCAACCCCGCGCAAGGAGCAUGAGCUGCGCAACGACGCCGUCAGCAUCAUCCGAUACCUGGCCGAGCAGGAGCACCCGGAUGCCCUCUACAUUCGUGCCAAAUGGCUUGAAUUCGGCAAGUUUGGAGAUCGCGUCGACAAGCGCGAGGCCUACGCGGGGUAUAAGAAGGCGAGCGAUCUUGGCAACACGCGGUCAGUAUACAGAAUGGGCAUGCUGUUCGAGCAGUCCAAUGACAUGUCCAAAGCAAAGGAGUACUACUACAAGGGCCUUAGCUUGAAGGACUCGGCUGCCCUUUACCGCAUGGGCAUGAUGAGUCUGCUUGGCCAGCAUGGCGAGACAAAGGAUUAUCAGGGGGGGUUGGAGCGCAUCCGAAACGCAGCCGACUGUGCAGACGAAGAUGCACCCCAGGGAGCAUACGUGUACGGCAUGCUUAUCGGACGAGACCUACCUGACAUUACCAUACCCGAAGGGCUAUUGCCUUAUACCGUCGAGACGUCAAAGAUGUACGUCGAAAAGGCAGCGUAUCUUGGCUUCGCCAAGGCGCAACUCAAAAUGGGCCAGGCAUUUGAGCUGUGUCAGCUGGGCUGCGACUUUAACCCCUCCUACUCUUUGCACUACUACGGAUUGGCCGCCAAGCAGGGAAUCCCAGAGGCUGCUCUUGGAGUCAGCCGAUGGUUCCUCUUUGGCUAUGAGGGUGUUUUCAAGAAGAACGAAGAGUUGGCAUUCAAAUAUGCCCAUGAGGCGGCGUCUGCGAAGCUGCCCACUGGCGAGUUCGCCAUGGGCUACUACCACGAAAUCGGUAUCCACGUUAACAAGGACGUUGUCGAAGCCCAGCGAUGGUAUCAACUCGCGGCCGAUCACGGGAAUAAGGAUGCCGUUGGUCGACUGGAAUCCCUGAGCCAGGAUAAGAGUCUUUCAAAAGCAGAUCACGAAACAACAACAUUGACGCGAAUUAAAUCACAGCAUGGCUCGAUGAGAGGCAAGCGCCCCGAACGAUUCAAGACGGCAAACAACCCGAUGCCCACGUUAAACGAGGGCGAAGGUGGUCCACCGCCGCUGCCCAAACUUGUCACGUCAGUUGGCUCUUCCCGAGCCUCUCCCGUGGCUUCUCCCGGCAUGCGUCCUACGAUUGUGGAAAAUAUGAAUUUUGCUGAGCCAUCCAGAGCGUCCUUUGUUGAUACUGAUCGACAGCCAGCCUUUAAUAUCCGCGUCGAUUCCAACGGCCCCCCUCCACGCUCUCAGUCUGCCGCCCCUUAUCCCGUGGAUGAUCGGGCACAGCCGAUAAAUGCCCGCCCUGGUGGAGGAGCGCCAUAUCCGGAUGACGAUGGCCGACCAAAUCCAGGUCGUUACGGUAACAACUACCCCCCUAAUCAAGGCCCUGCGGCAGACCGACCAAGCAGUGCCUUUGGUAUCAGGCCAUCGACAGGUGGCGGCCCUGGCGGCCCUGGCGGUCCAGGCCCAAGGCCGAUGCCAGGCUCCCAGUCGGCUGGUAACUUGUACCCCAAUCAGCCUCCUCCUGGAGCUGGUCGUGGCAGAGGUGGUCCUGGUCCUGGUCCCGGGCCUGGUCCCGGGCGCCCAUACGGAGGAGACAGCCGGCCCGGAAGCGCUCACUCAAACGGAAGAGGCCAGCCGCCUCAGGGAUACGGCGGACCCGGCGGACCCGGAGGCCCUCACGGGGGACCGCCGCCAGGUCAAUACGGGCCUCGGACAUCAUCACGACCAGGACCAGGGCCGGAUGGAUAUGCCGAUCAUCAUAACAGCGGCCCUGGUGGUCCUGGUGGUCCCGGAGGCCACUUCCCAGACAGAGUGGGUUCUCUUCCCCCACCAGCUGGAGGACACCCAGGAAGAGUCAAUACUGGAGGUCCCGCAGGUCCCCAAGGUUUUGGAAACGGCCCAGGGCCACGUCCAGGUCCUGGCAUGCCAAGUCCCGGCAUGCCGAGUCCCCAUAGAGCCGGCACAGCUCCUCCAGGCCAAGGCCAAGGCCCUCCACGUCCUGAUGUGCAUAGCCCGAGUCCUGUACCGAGCGCGGCUUCAGCGCCGACGGGCAAGCCUGGCAAGGCACCGAGCAAACAGGGUCCCGCAACGUUUGAAGAUAUGGGCAUCCCACAGGGUAAACAGGAUGGUGAUUGCGUUGUCAUGUAA
Molecule: messenger RNA, 2691 nt
Organism: Trichoderma gamsii
Lineage: Eukaryota; Fungi; Ascomycota; Sordariomycetes; Hypocreales; Hypocreaceae
Exons: 3
Coding region: 1-2691 (896 amino acids)
Molecular function (GO): protein binding
Source: RefSeq, a predicted model, not a curated record